AUCGAUAGAAUCAUCGAUGUGUUUCCAGCUCUAGAGUUGACGUGGUCGCCAAAGACGCAAAUAAUAUUCGCAUAUUUCAUCACGACUAGCUAUUUAUUGUUGCUAUUUAAAAGCAGGCGAGACUGAAUCGAAACCAAAACCGAAAAACGAAUCAAAAAGACAAUUUGCAAGUCAAAUUAAAAUGAGUUUGGUGUGGACUUUGAUCGCCGGCUUUCUCUACGCAGAGAUUGCCUUAGUCCUUCUGCUGGUCCUGCCAGUGGCGAGUCCUUACCGAUGGAACCGGCUCUUCAAGUCGAAGUUCCUAGCGAUGUUAGCCAAACAGGCACACAUAUACUUCUUUCUCAUUAUGGCAUUUUUGGUGAUCUUCUUGCUGGAGGCCAUUCGCGAAAUGAGGAAGUACUCGCACUUUGAGCAGGCCGGGGAGGUGCACCUCAACGUGGAGAUGCAGCACUCGAUGCGCCUCUUCCGUGCCCAGCGCAACUUCUACAUUUCUGGAUUCUCCAUCUUUCUGGUCCUGGUCAUCCGGCGACUGGUGACCUUGGUCUCUGCCCAGGCCAACCUUUUGGCUCAGAGCGAGGCCUCCUUGAAACAGGCUCAGAGCGCCACCGCUGCCGCUCGCUCCCUGAUCGAGAAGGGUAACACCGAGAAGGCCAAGGAGGCUGGCGAGGACACCACCCUGAAUGAGCUCAACAAGCUGCGUGAGCGCGUCCAGGAGCUCACAUCCGAGCUUAACCGCGAGAAGAAGGACAAGGAGGCCGUCAAGUCACAGGCGGAGAGCAUCAACCGCGAGUACGACCGCCUCACCGAGGAGUACAGCAAGCUCCAGAAGCAGAUUACCAUUGGAGGAGCCUCCAAGGGCUCUGGCGACAAGGAUGAUUAAUCGCUAGGACGCUAGGAGCGCCAGUCAACCAACAUUUAAAUAACGAUAAGACUUAUACAUGGCGGUGGGGGCGGCGGCGACAGCAGGCACAUUUAAAAGAUUACAAACGAUUUUAAAUCGAUAAAAGCACACAUCCUAAUCCUCAUACAUAUAUGCACCUAACCAUGAUAACGGAUUGCUUACUGAUAGUAGUUUCCCGUUGCGUUUGUUUCGCCCAAAAAAUUUAUUGUAUUUAAUUUGUACGUCUUAAGUUUUGUUCGCCACUGUAACACUCAAUGCAAAAGCAUCGUGGCUAUUAAACGAAAACAAAAAGUA
Messenger RNA from Drosophila bipectinata, 1195 nucleotides. Its product is annotated as B-cell receptor-associated protein 31. NCBI's taxonomy places the organism in Eukaryota, Metazoa, Arthropoda, Insecta, Diptera, Drosophilidae. The record is from RefSeq and is a predicted model, not a curated record. Gene Ontology annotation, cellular component: endoplasmic reticulum; endoplasmic reticulum membrane. Gene Ontology annotation, biological process: endoplasmic reticulum to Golgi vesicle-mediated transport; intracellular protein transport.